This is a messenger RNA of Xiphophorus couchianus (Monterrey platyfish), 1302 nucleotides long. RefSeq names its product OX-2 membrane glycoprotein-like. Gene Ontology annotation, molecular function: cell-cell adhesion mediator activity. NCBI's taxonomy places the organism in Eukaryota, Metazoa, Chordata, Actinopteri, Cyprinodontiformes, Poeciliidae. The record is from RefSeq and is a predicted model, not a curated record. Gene Ontology annotation, cellular component: axon; cell surface; neuronal cell body. Gene Ontology annotation, biological process: heterotypic cell-cell adhesion; negative regulation of neuroinflammatory response. The coding region runs from base 53 to 1063 and encodes 336 amino acids. The transcript is spliced from 7 exons.
ACCUCUUCAGCAUUGCGCAUGACCGCAAGUAUUUGAAAUUCUGGCGCACAAAAUGUCUCGCUCUGCGGUCCCGAUUUUCUUUUUCUCGUUGGGAAUCCUUAUAAAAGGUGCAGUGGCUGCGAUCGACACCCAGCAGUCCGUGUUGGCAGCAGUGGGAGACCAGGCCUCUCUGAGCUGCCAGCUCUCUAAAACUAAAGAUGUCCUCCAGAUCACCUGGCAGAAAGUUCUUCCCCUUGGAGAGAAGAACCUCGCCACUUACACCAAGAAGUUUGGUUAUAGAGUGAGUUCUGGUCUGGAGGAGAAGAUGGAUUUUCAGUAUGAAUCUCUGCAGAGCUGCUCCAUGGUGAUCAGGAAGGUGACGGAGCAGGAUGAAGGCUGCUACCGAUGUUUGUUUAACUCUUAUUCUGAAGGAGCGUUGAUAGGCUGGACCUGCUUAAGACUCUACGAGCUGCAUGGACCCUUCAUUGACGUCAGCAGAUCAAACUCUCCUCCAGGGUCGGUUGUGACCUGUUCAGCCACAGGUCGACCUGUUCCCAUGGUAACACUGACUGUUCUCCAUCAGAACCUCAGCUUCUCCCACUACAACACCAGCAGAGUGAGCAACACUAACGGUACCGUCACCGUCACCACUAACGUUCUGCUCUCAGCUCUCAGCAGCACACAGGUUGGAUGUUCAGUGUCAGUGGACUCUGCUGCUCCCAGAGAGCUGCUGGUCACCGUUCCUGGACUCACAGAGACGUCUGAUGAUGAGCUACAGAAACAAUCUAGUUUACAUGUUGAUGAGAGUCAGGAGUUUAAAGACCCGAUAAUUCCCGUGAUCCUUGUAGUUGUCGCUGGUAUAGCUUUGACUUGUGUUGUAAUCAUCACCCUCUGGAGACUUAAAAAUGUCCAAAACAGAGACGAUGAGAAUUACAAAACACCAUUAAGACCAGAACAUGGAGACAGGAACAUAACACCUUUUAUGAAGCUGACGAAUGAGGUUAAACAGAGACUUUCUGCCAAGAAAAGUCCAGAAAACAACGACCUCAAAGCAUUUCCUUCUGCGGCAAAAAGACUGUUUUGAUGACCUCUGACCUGACAGAUUGACAUGAGCAUUAAAGUUGAUCAUUUAAAAUGCUUGAAAACUGAAUGGAUCCCAUUUGGAAAUCUAUUUGGUUGGAUAAACGAAACUCUAAUACUUUCUGUAUUUCUUUCAAAUUAAUGUAAAGAACUUUGAAUUCUUCACAUGAAUUCAAAGUUCAUGUACAUUACAUAGCACAUUUGCUGAAAAUGUGUUAUAUGAAUAAAAUCUCCUUACCUCAA